AGUAGUAAGUAACUAGUAAGUACCUUUCAAAUUCCCAAGGAUGAUGAUGCAACCUAUUUCAUUCCAUACUACCAUUCAUAUAUUUUUCUUCCUUCUUCUACUUCUAGUGAUACUGAUGAUGGGGGUUUCUUCUUUCUAUGAUGGACCCCUAUAUGACUUUACUGCUUACACUCAGGUGUGCAAAGAGCAUCCAGAGAAGCCACUUUACGGAGGAGGAGUUUUCAAUAUCAAGGACAAGGGUAAUGCUGUUAACAACACCAACAUCAACAUGCCUUCUUCACUUGUCCUCUAUAAUCUUACUUACGACACUAUCUAUUCUUUUUCUGUAUGGGUGAAGGUUGAAUAUUCAGAUUCAGUUAUGAUAAAGGCAAAGCUAGAAACAGAAAAUGAGACAUAUAACUGUAUUGGGACAGUUUUGGCCAAACGUGGAUGUUGGUCAUUUCUCAAAGGUGGAUUUCUUCUCAAUUCUCCUUCAAAUUCAUCUACCAUCUUCUUUCAUAACUCAGAUGGAAAAGAUGUGGAUAUAGAUAUAGCAAGUCAAUCAUUGCAGCCAUUUACUCAGCACCAAUGGAGAAUCAACCAACAAUAUAUCAUCAACACUAAAAGAAAGCGUGCCGUCACCGUUCAUGUAUCAGACCCUAAUGGAAGGAAAUUACAAGGAGCUUCUGUGUUUGUAGAGCAAAUAUCAAAAGACUUUCCUAUUGGCUCUGCGAUAGCAAAGACCAUUCUUGGCAACAUACCAUAUCAGAAUUGGUUUUUGAAACGGUUCAAUGCUGCAGUGUUUGAAAACGAGCUUAAAUGGUAUGCCACAGAGCCUCAUGAAGGCAGCGUCAACUACACAAUUUCAGACCAAAUGAUGCAAUUUGUUAGAGCCAACAAAAUCAUAGCUAGAGGGCACAAUAUAUUCUGGGAAGACCCUAAAUACAAUCCUGCAUGGGUUCUUAACCUUACAGGUACACAGUUAAGAUCUGCUGUGAAUUCACGAAUUCAAAGUCUCAUGAACCAAUACAAAACAGAAUUCAUACAUUGGGAUAUCAGUAACGAAAUGCUUCAUUUUGAUUUCUACGAACAAAGGCUUGGACCCAAUGCUACAUUUCAUUUCUUUGAGGCAGCACAUGAAUCAGAUCCUCUAGCAACUCUGUUUAUGAAUGACUUCAAUGUUGUAGAAACGUGCAGUGAUGUAAAUUCUAGCGUUGACGCUUAUAUCUCGCGAAUAAGAGAACUAAGACAAUAUGGUGUUUUUAUGGAUGGAAUUGGUCUCGAGGGUCACUUCACAAUACCAAAUCUUCCACUUAUAAGAGCUAUCCUAGACAAAUUGGCAACACUAGAUCUUCCCGUUUGGCUUACUGAGAUUGAUAUAAGCAACACACUUGAUCAUGAUACUCAGGCAAUUUAUUUGGAACAGGUAUUGAGGGAAGGAUUCUCACACCCUUCAGUGAAUGGGAUAAUGCUUUGGACAGCACUUCAUCCAUAUGGGUGCUACCAAAUGUGCCUCACAGACAAUGAUUUCAACAACUUACCAUCAGGUGAUGUGGUGGAUAAACUUCUUCAAGAGUGGCAAACUAGUUCUGUACAAGGUAUCACAGAUGAGCAUGGUUCACAUAGCUUUUAUGGAUUCUUAGGAGAAUAUAGAAUUAGGGUCGAGUAUCGCAACAAGACUAUAAAUUCAACUUUCUCUCUAUGUAGAGGUGAAGAAACUAAACAUGUCCCUGUGACACUGUGACUUAAUUUUUAUUUAUGAACCUCCUUAACUUCACUAGAACCUUUCUUUGUAAACCCUACCAGUCCGAGUUCUCAGGGAGAAUUGUAACCACUCUGAUUGGAUUUACAUGAGCAGUUAAAUAAAGGUAAAUCAUUCAAAUGAACAAAGAGUUUAAUUUUUUUGUA
Molecule: messenger RNA, 1887 nt
Organism: Medicago truncatula (barrel medic)
Lineage: Eukaryota; Viridiplantae; Streptophyta; Magnoliopsida; Fabales; Fabaceae
Product: endo-1,4-beta-xylanase 5
Exons: 6
Coding region: 41-1723 (560 amino acids)
Biological process (GO): carbohydrate metabolic process
Molecular function (GO): hydrolase activity, hydrolyzing O-glycosyl compounds
Source: RefSeq, a predicted model, not a curated record